Castor canadensis (American beaver) is the source of this 4197-nucleotide messenger RNA. It is a transcript of the gene Atp10d, whose product is annotated as ATPase phospholipid transporting 10D (putative). Gene Ontology annotation, molecular function: magnesium ion binding; ATP hydrolysis activity; ATPase-coupled intramembrane lipid carrier activity. Gene Ontology annotation, biological process: phospholipid translocation. Gene Ontology annotation, cellular component: plasma membrane. NCBI's taxonomy places the organism in Eukaryota, Metazoa, Chordata, Mammalia, Rodentia, Castoridae. The record is from RefSeq and is a predicted model, not a curated record.
AUGGUGACUAAGUGUGACUUUUAUCCUUCAGCCAAAAGGCUAGAGUCCUAUCAGGAAACUGUCUCUGAAGAUGAGGAUUGUGCAGAUACUCUGAGUGGAUCCCUCAGCAAUAUGGCGAAACCAAGAGCCCACAGCUGCAGGACAGUUCACAAUGGACCUUUGGGGAGCAAGCCCUCAAAUCAGCUUUCUGGAAGCACUUUUGCAAUAGGAAGUGGAGAAGGAGCCAGUGAAGUGCCUCAUUCUAGACAGGCUGCUUUCAGUAGCCCCAUCGAAACCGAUGUGAUACCAGACACCAGGCUUUUGGACAAAUUUAAUCAGAUUGCCCCUCGGCUUUUCACGCCACUAGAUGGCACCAUCCAGAGUCCACCUCUGGAGACUCUGUACAUCAUGGACUUCCUUAUUGCACUAGCAAUUUGCAACACAGUAGUGGUUUCUGCUCCUAACCAGCCACGACAAAAGAUCAGGCUGUCUUCAUUGAGCGGAAUUCCCAUUAAGUCCUUGGAAGAGAUUAAAAAUCUCUUCCAGAGAUUGUCUGUCCGAAGAUCAAGUUCACCAUCCCUUGCCAGUAGGAAAGAGCCACCUUCUGGAGUUCCAUGUGCCUUUGCAAGCAGACUGUCUCUCUUCAAUAGAAUGAAACUGGCUUCACCUAUGGAGGAAGAGGCCUCCCAGAUGAGUGAGACUCCCCAGGGCUCCAGUCACUCAGCAUGCUAUACAGAAACUGAGAAGCAAAAUGGUGAUACAGGAGUCAUGAAUGGCCAGAUGGAAUCCCUCCCUGGACAGCCCUUGCCCACUGACCUGUGUUAUGAGGCCGAGAGUCCAGACGAAGCAGCCUUAGUGUAUGCCGCCAAGGCUUACCAAUGCACUUUACGGUCACGGACCCCAGAGCAGGUUUUGGUGGACUUUGCUGCUUUGGGAACAUUAACAUUUCAACUACUACACAUCCUUCCCUUCGACUCAAUAAGAAAAAGAAUGUCUGUUGUGGUCCGACACCCCCUUUCCAAUCAAGUUGUAGUGUAUACAAAGGGUGCCGAUUCUGUCAUCAUGGAGUUGCUCUCAGUGGCCUCCCCAGAUGGAACAAAUCUGGAAAAACAACAGAUGAUAAUAAGAGAGAAAACCCAGAAACUCUUAGAUGACUAUGCCAAGCGAGGACUGCGCACUUUAUGUAUAGCAAAGAAGGUCAUGAGUGACAAUGAAUAUGCAGAGUGGCUGAGGAAUCAUUUUUUAGCAGAAACCAGCAUUGACAACAGAGAAGAAUUACUAGUUGAAUCUGCUAUAAGGCUGGAGAAUCAGCUAACAUUACUUGGUGCUACUGGCAUUGAAGACCGUCUGCAGGAGGGAGUUCCUGAAUCUAUAGAAGCCCUUCACAAAGCCGGCAUCAAGAUCUGGAUGCUGACGGGAGACAAGCAGGAGACAGCCGUCAACAUAGCUUAUGCCUGCAAACUACUGGAGCCAGAAGACAAGCUCUUCAUCCUUAAUACCCAAAGUAAAGAUGCCUGUGAGAUGCUGAUGAGCACAAUUUUGAAAGAACUUCAGAAGAAAACUACAGUCUCUAAAGAGCAAGCAUCAUUAAGAGAAGAUUUCUCUCAGCCUCCUGUACCCCAGGACACAAGGCCACAAGCUGGACUCAUUAUCACUGGGAAGACUCUAGAGUUUGCCCUGCAGGAGAGUCUGCAAAAGCAGUUCCUGGAGCUGACUGCUUGGUGCCAAGCUGUGGUUUGCUGCCGAGCCACACCUCUGCAGAAAAGCGAGGUGGUAAAAUUGGUUCGCAACCAUCUCCAGGUGAUGACCCUGGCCAUAGGUGAUGGUGCCAAUGAUGUUAGCAUGAUACAAGUGGCAGACAUUGGGAUAGGAGUCUCAGGUCAAGAAGGCAUGCAGGCUGUGAUGGCCAGUGACUUCGCCAUUUCUCAGUUCAGACAUCUCAACAAGCUCCUUCUUGUACAUGGGCACUGGUGUUACAUGCGACUUUCCAACAUGAUUCUCUAUUUUUUCUACAAGAAUGUGGCCUAUGUGAACCUCCUUUUCUGGUACCAGUUCUUUUGUGGAUUUUCAGGAACAUCCAUGACUGACUAUUGGGUUUUGAUCUUCUUCAACCUCCUGUUCACAUCUGCUCCCCCUGUCAUUUAUGGUGUUUUAGAGAAAGAUAUAUCUGCAGAGACCCUCAUGCAACUGCCUGAACUAUACCAGAGUGGUCAGAAAUCAGAGGCAUAUUUACCCCUUACCUUCUGGAUCACCUUGUUAGAUGCCUUUUAUCAGAGCCUGGUCUGCUUCUUUGUGCCUUACUUUACAUACCAGGGCUCAGACAUUGAUAUCUUUACAUUUGGAAACCCCCUGAACACAGCAGCUCUAUUCAUCAUUCUCCUCCAUCUGGUCAUUGAGAGCAAGAGUUUGACUUGGAUCCACAUGCUGGUAAUCAUUGGAAGCAUCUUGUCCUAUUUUCUCUUUACUUUGGUUUUUGGAGCCAUGUGUAUAACGUGCAACCCACCAUCCAACCCCUACCAGAUUAUGCAGGAGCACAUGCUGGAUCCUAUGUUCUACCUAGUUUGUGUCCUCACAACCUGCAUUGCUCUUCUGCCCAGGUUUAUAUACCGAGUUCUUCAAGGAUCCCUAUUUCCAUCUCCAAUUUUAAGAGCUAAGCACUUUGAUAGACUAACUCCAGAAGAAAGGACUGUAGUACUCAAGAAGUGGAGAGGGGCUGGAAAGAUGCAUCAAGUGACAUCUAAGUGUGCUGACCAGUCAGCUGUCCAGUCAGGAAGAAGAUCCAUGUCUAGUCCUUCUGCAGCCCUUGCAAUGAAGUCGGCAACUUCUUGUGCUGUUGAACAAGGAAACGUCCUUUUAUGUGAAACUGCUUUAGACCACUCUGAAACUGAGGCCUCGAAGAUGACUGGACCUUCAAAAUCUUAAGAAAGCAGGAUACCCUCCUUGGAGUUGCAAGUAUUCUUUCAAGUUUGGAAGAACAGUUUUGAAGAGGCACCCCUACAAAGCAAGGAUUACUUGUGUUUCUCGGUAAGGGACAUGGACAUUUUCUAGGCAUAGAAAAGCCUACAUGAUAACCAUUAUUGUAUGUUUGUAUAUACAUUUGUAAAAGAAGGGUAGGGUUUGAUCUGGAAGUGAAAUAUUUAACUCACAAAUAAAAUGCUUUUAUGAAACUUUUUGGAUUUUGUAAAAGCAUUUUAAUUGUUCUAGAAAUGCAAACAUUGUCAAAGGGAUUCAUUUAAGAUAUAUUUAUUUUGCAAGAAAGUCUUUGAGAAAUGCUUUAAAUGAGAAAGGCUCCAAUCUGAAUUUUUCUUUAAGAAAAAAGUAUGCAUUAGAUUGAUUAGUUAGGACUCAGAUAUCUAUAUUAAAAAAUAUCACAAAUGGCUUUUAGAUAAAUUCCCAAGAGCCUUUUAAACGAUGUACCUAAAAUUGGAUGAUAACUGGACUAUUUAAAAUAUAGCCAGUGAUUAUUAAUAGCUUUUUAUUUUCUAUGGGAAGAAGACUUUGGUCCUCUAACUGAAGAUAUUGAGUGUACUCUGCUCAUUUCAGUGUUUCAGAAGGAGUACAAGGGACGCUAGUGUUCCAUCAGCACCAGGAAUGGGUUGCUCUCUCAGCUUCCCAUCAAGGGAAGAAUUCUCAUGAGGUCUUCUCUGAGACAUAUCUCUGUGCAGAUGUUGGCAGUUGGGGGAACAGAAAUCAUAGGUCAGGUAGACAGAAUCAGCUGAGCCUACAGCCCCAAUUGGCAAGUUCCUAUAUUCUAAAACUGAGACAAUCAGUUUCAAAACAAUCUUCCAGAGACCACUUGAAGGUUCAUAGUUCUUACAGUACCCCACAGCUUGUCUGGUGGUGUAGCUUCUAAAAACAUGAAAUAUGGAGUGAGACUGGUACAGGUUAUUCUCAGGGGACAUAGAAAAACUUGUUUUGUAAUACUGUUAAGGACAGGAAUGUCCAUAGUACAUUUACUGCUAUUAAAAAUCAUAUUUGCUGGCUUUGCUUGGGGACAAGAAACUAGUUCAUACCAAAUAAGGCCAAGUGCUAUUAUAUGAGCAUAUAUUCUUGUUGAGAUUUUUUAAAGAAUACAUUCAUCUGAAAGUUACCCAGUCACCAGUCAUCUAGAUUUCUUUUCUGAACCUCUGUGCUAAUGUUCAAUGUCUCUAUCAAAGUCUUGUUAAUGACUAUUUAACCACUAUUCUCAGGGUUUAAUCUUCUACCUGCACCAUACUG